This is a messenger RNA of Amphibalanus amphitrite, 3175 nucleotides long. RefSeq names its product stimulator of interferon genes protein-like. Gene Ontology annotation, biological process: innate immune response; positive regulation of macroautophagy; positive regulation of type I interferon production. Lineage: Eukaryota; Metazoa; Arthropoda; Thecostraca; Balanomorpha; Balanidae. The record is from RefSeq and is a predicted model, not a curated record. Bases 513 to 1727 code for a protein of 404 amino acids. Gene Ontology annotation, cellular component: autophagosome; endoplasmic reticulum membrane. The transcript is spliced from 2 exons. Gene Ontology annotation, molecular function: cyclic-di-GMP binding; 2',3'-cyclic GMP-AMP binding.
CCAGCAUGGGAUGGGUGACUGCUGGCAGCCUUCCCGAGUGCAUCCGUGCAUGAUAAGCAAUCAGUGUCUUGCAGCUUACACUCUUGCCUAUACCGUCGCCUAUACCCUUGCUUGCCAUUGCUGCAAUCAAAUGUCCCUCUGACGUUCGACAGUGUACAUACAGGCUACCCCGAGUCAUCCAUCCGGCAUGACUCACGAGAGGGCCAGGGACUGGGAGACGGGGGUGACCCGCCACCCGUCCAACGGAAGCACACUGCAUAUUGUAUACAGACACCACGAACGGGACUCUCAUCUGAGAGGGGGUAUCAUUUGAUACGCACGGGUCUACCACACAACAGUGUACAAAUAAACCACUGCACACUUAGUCCCGUCCCGUACCGUACCGCGUCUCGCUGCCAUUGAGCAUCGCCACAAACAUCUCACGGCGUCAGUUGAUGAACACGAAGGCCAAGCAACUCCACCAACGAUUAGAAGCAUGAUGUCAUCAGAACUCGACACUCGCCGGCCGCCCCAUGCUGAUUCGCCAGGGCGCUAUCGCCGCGCCACGCGGCCGCAGCGGACGGCCACUCCUGGUCGAGCCGAGCCGCACGCCGGGUGCCGGGAGGCGAGCUCCAGCCAUGCCGUCGACUGGGGAGAGCCGCGGCUCGCUGAUGGUGGAUUGGUGGUUCUGGCCGGUGGUGGUGGCUGUGCCUGUGUGCGCCAUAUGGAUCUUUAAUUACGGCCUGUGGCUCGCGUUCACUCAAGUGUGCCUGUGCGGUCUCUGCCUGACCGGCGCUCGCCUCCUUGUCUCGACCGGCGCUCGCCUCCUUGUCUCGAAGGGUGGCGAGUGGAAAGUGUGGCAGUGUUUGGGCCUCCCGACGGGCGCCGGGAGCCACGGCCUCCAAGAGCUUGACAAGCACACUUUCCUGGCGCUUCUGGGGAUCGUUAUUGUUCAGCUUGUGGUGUCGUCGGAGGUGCUAUGGCUGAUGCUCAGCCACUGGUUCCUGGUGCUGAUCGCCCCGAUACUGGCAGUGACUCUUAACUAUGUCGGCACGCCGAAGGUUCUGCUGGAAGAGGUUUUGGAAAGCUCGCAAAUCAGCUAUGCCCAGGGCGCUGCUUGGGCCUUCUACAUGGGCUAUCUGACGAAGACACUGGACUACGACAACAGAUCGGAGGCUAGCUUCAAAGAGCGCAUGAAUGACUAUUUGACGAGCAAUGAGCUGCAGGAUGAUACUCGAGCUUACACAUCGAAAAAUCGAAUGCUGAUAGUGGUGCCCAUGAAGCGGGAAGCGUUGUUGAGUGAUAGGGGACUCACGGAUCACGAUCGCCAUGGCCUUCUUACUCCGGAGAAGAAGCUGGAAGGCAUCGAAGACCAUGGAAGGAAGUUCGGAGAAACUCAGGUGUACCGCAUUGAAGAGGGUGGCAAAACGUACCGCGUGGCAAUGGAGGAGGCCACCCCGAUCCGAACGGCCGCGCACGCCGUCGAUGAUGCCACUGCGAAAUUCGAAGCAGCGGAGUUUGAAGAGUUCGCCAAACGUUUUAUGAGUCAGCUGGAGGCCAUUCUGGCCACGAAGCAGGCCGUCGGAAACCAGAUCAAGCUAGUUCCCAUCUACGACGUCAAUGAAGUUCGCAGUAAGGUGCUUGAGUGCCUAAAGGAGCUGGAAAAAGAAGAGGCCGAGGAGGCGGCCCGCGCGUCUGAGCAGAGCGAGACACGCUCUCGGGCGAGCGCCGACUCACCAACCCCCUAGAGCAUCAGUGAGGUGGAGUCUAGGGAAACUGGGCCGAGCGUGACACGCCCAGCGCGAGCGCCGACCGCGGACUCACCAGCCCCCGAGAAGCGUCGAUCAGACGAAGUCUACGGACGCUGCGAGUAGCUGAUGACAGCCACUACCGUGGCUCCAAAACUGCGUUCGUAAAGUAGCUUGGGGGAAGUGAUGUUGUGCUUGAUAAAAAAUUACUUGUGAUUCGCAUGCUUAAAAUUGUCAAUGAGCUUCGUUUGACGUAUUUGCUUCGAAUAAAUUGAAUGAUUUUCUCCGCCAUUCAAUGGUUAUGCGCGCAUUUUGCGCGUUAUUGUCCAGUACCCAGAACGCGUUGAAAAGUUGAAGUAUUUCAAGUCGUCAGGAGCCGUAAAGUAAUCUUCAGUCGUCAGCGCGUGAUUCGGCGCCCAACAGCCACCGAAGAAUCAGCUGCCUGCGAUUCAUCGCGCUUCCGGCGCUGAACCGCCCCAUGUUAAAUUCAGCGCGUACUCUACCAGUGGACGGCGGCCUUUAGUUGUUGACCAAUCUUAGAGGUAAUUUCCGGAUAUAGUUCACAAGUGACACUUCAUCUUAGGUAUUUGGUAUUUGUAUUUGUAUUUAGUACCAUUGUAUUUGGCUGUCAUUGUUACCAUUUAGCUGCUGAUAGAAAAAAACGAGUGAUGUCGAUAUACCUACCUAGAGUUGGAAAUCGUUGUGUUGAAAUUGUGCAUGUGCGCAGCGCGACUAUAAUCAGCAUCUUUAAUAGAAAUGUCUUUUGCAAAUAAGCACGCUGGUGCCUGCAUGACGGGUAAAAGCAUUUUCGUAUUCUUGUGAAACAAACUAACCGAUAGGGAGCCGAAAGCCAAGACUGCUAUAAUAGAAGGAUAUUCGAAUUUUUAAAAGCUUCGGGUGAACUUCAAUGAACGUGAGAUGUGUUUCACGGAGGCCAACUCGCUUGAACGUCAGAUGGAUCUGACGUCAGCGGACCCACCUGAAUGUAAGGCACGCGGCGGUGGCGGCGUCGGGCCGGUCGAGCCGCGGGGAGAGGAGGCGCGCCAUGUGGCCGGGCGGCGGCGGGUCGGCCGGCCCCAGACGCACCAGGCCGCCGCCGGGCCGGCCGGUCGUGUGGUCGGUGGCCGGGAUGCCAUCCGCGGCCGCGGCAACCACCCGCUCCCAGAGGCCGCGGUCGCCCUCGACACCGGCCCAGCCGCACGUGUCCACCUGAACACAAAUUGGAGACGUCGUAUGCUGUGAAAUACUGUGGGACCGCCGCUAUAAUCGGAAUGCGAGGGCGAAAUCAGCACGGUAAACGGACGGAUAUCGAGAAAAUGAUGGUUACAUAUAGGGUUGACAGUCUACUCUGUUGUGCAUAUUAAUGUACGAGGCGUGCACGCUAAUAGCAAUGAUUGACAUUUUGAAUUGAUUUGGUGUGAAUCAUGUGAAUAUAUGCUGAUAAUGUG